This is a messenger RNA of Heterobilharzia americana, 1146 nucleotides long. Lineage: Eukaryota; Metazoa; Platyhelminthes; Trematoda; Strigeidida; Schistosomatidae. The record is from the annotation of a GenBank genome assembly.
AGUAGUAUGUAUAUACUGUCUGGAUUUUCAAUUGGUUUAUCUUUAUUUGGAUUUUGUCUAGUUUCAAGAAACAAUGAAAAAGCCUAUGAAUCAACAUGUACUAAUCAAUUAACUGAUACUUUACCAAAAAAGAUAUACAGCGAAAUAAGGAUGCCUAUACAAAUAUUUGGUUCAACUAGUGAAUUGAAUUCAGCAGUUAAGAUUACAGAUAUAAUAAAUCGCAAACAUGCACAUCAUUUGUUAGGCAAUAUCGGUUCCUACUUUUAUAUGACACAAAUACAUCGAUUACAUGAAAAAGAAUUAAGAAAAAGGAAGACGUAUUCAAGUUUAUUCAUUAUUCCCGAAUAUAAUCUUUUACUAGUAGCAAUCUUUCUAUUAUCAUGUGUAUUCAUAGUACCAUUCAUCUUCAUCCACGAUUGGUUAACACUGAAAGGCUUCACUGAGAAACAAAUAUCAAUUGUUUUACUAAUGAAUGGAAUAUUUAGUGGAUUAUCCAGAUUAUUAGUUGGAAUUAUUGCAAAUUUGAAAUGUUUACAAACUAUUCCAUUUCUUUUGUUCUGGUUAGGAUUGUCAGGAGUUUUUACUAUCAUAUCAACCUAUUUUACAAAGCCAUGGGAAUAUGCUAUUUACUCAGCUGUAGAUGGAUUAUGCUGUGGUGCAUAUAGUGUACUACAGCCUCUUGUACUAGUGGAAAUAUUAUCAACAGAUCAUGUUACCAAGGGACUUGGAGUACUAUUAUUUGUUUGUGGUAUAGGCUACUUGUUUGGUGCUCCUAUCCUUGCAUUGGUUUAUGAUCAUUGGAAGAGUUACGAGUUCUGCUAUGGAAUAUGUGGAUCAGUUUGUUUGAUAGCUAGUUUUUUAGUAUUGAUAAUGUGGUUAGUGUCUUUUAGAAAAUUAAGAUUGGAGAAAGCUGAAUUACAACUUAAACGAAACUUGGAAAUGAGUUCUCAUUUAUACUGUAGGGGUGAAUCGGAUUGUUCAUCUGUGAGCGCAACUGAGCUAAACUAUAUGGUGUAGAACAGUGUAUAAAGUAUACAGAAAAUAACAAAAUUUCUUUAUUGUUUUAUGAAAUCUAGUUUUACAUUCUGUACAGUUACAUCUGUCUUGUUCUUCUAAUUAUUUUUUUAAAUAAAUUAUAAAUGCAUA